GCCAAACCUUAAACCCUGCCUUCCCGUCCUCCCUCGCUCGUUCUCUCCAUCUCCCUCUCCCAUCUUUGCCGCCGCCGCACGUUCACCGGCACGCCUUCCGGGCCGCCGUGCCAAUCACCAAUCGCCGCCUCUUUCCUUAGCCGCUCGUCAUCAUUCGCGUGUCUUGCUUUAACCACUGCUGCCGCUACCCGUACCGACGGCUAAUUACUCGACGCCAUUGUCCAUUGCCACCGGACUGUAAUUCCUAAAGCCGCUUCAUCCCUGUAAAUCGACGUGUUCGGUCGAGCAAUCAUUCGAAAUCAGAGCUUGUCAACGGAGCAAUGGCGGAAGACACUAAAUCUUUUGAAUUAGAAGACAACCAUUACUCAGAACCAGAUUCAAACUUACAGUCCCCAGCGAAAAAAAAGAAGAAGAGUGAAAAGAAGAAGAAGCGAGUUCCAUCAGUGAAUGCUAAAAUCCAAGUUCUCAGCAACCAUCCCCAGAAAACUCCGCCGCUAGUUUGUUAUUUCCCGUCUGGGUUUGAUCCUCACAAGGAUGUCAAUGAGGAAGCAGUCGAGGAACAGGAUUCCGUAAGGGCUAGGGUUUAUAGGCACAAAAACAAACCUAAUAGGAUGCAGCUGGUUGUGAGUCCAACAGGGUCGAAUGUGGAUUUUGUUGGUACCAAUUAUUUGGGCGAGGCUACCGCUGGGAAACAGCAUUGCAGCUAUGGUCUUGGUGUUCUCGACAAGGCCACCCAAAGCUUGAAGAUAGUGCCUAUUGCAUCAAAUAUGAUAUUUAGAUUGGAUCCAAGAAUCAGAGGUUCAGACGUUUCUGAAAUGGAAUCCCCAAGUGUGGAAAAUGAAGAGCUUUCUGUGCAGGAGAAAGCUGAAAAAAUGAGAGAGCUCACCAAUCUCUAUGGAACAAAGAAGUCAAUAAAUCAGGCAAAGAAGCUACAUUCUUUGAAGCAAGAGGAUGAUCCUGAUACCAAGAAGGAUCUCGAUGGGAAAAUGAAAAAUGUAGUGGUGAACAAAGAGGCCUUGGAAAGUACGGGUGCACAAAUUGCUCGUAAUAUACCGACGUAUAAUGUUUCUGCAACUACUCCACGAGAAGCUUACCCACUUGACAAGAUUAUCCUCAAGGGAGAAUGGAGUUAUCUGGAGGAUCUUUAUUCCCUUUUGCAAGAAGAAGCUGAAAUAAGUGCAAAAUAUCCAUCCUUUGUCCGCAACAGAAUUUAUAAAUUGCAAGAUGUUCAGGACGAAGAGGAGAAGAAGCAGCUCUGUUCCAUAUUUUCAUAUAUCACUCAUCUAAUAAAGUAUAAGGAUCAGCAUUCCAUGGGUGAUGUUGCUUCUGCAAAGAGCCAUAAAUUUCCUAGCAUGAUACGCCAAAAGUUCUCAUCCAUGUUUCCGACUUCUGAGGCGCGAAGACUGUCAACAGAGACGAUUAAUCUUCUCAUCAGUCACGUUUUAGUGCUUACGCUAUUUGCCGAUGAAUUCAGUAGCGAUCCAUCAGACAUAGCAAAGGAUCUGAGAACUAGUCCUUACGAUCUACGACUCCAUUUUGAUAACCUGGGUUGUAAGUUUAUACGCAAGAACAACUUGUCAUUGGUUACACUUCCUACCCCCCUUGAAUUUCCCGAGUUGAGGCAGAAGAGACGACGAUAAGAGUGAGAUGGCCAUGGCCAUGGUAUUAGUUGAAGAAGCUGAAUUGUAGGCAGCGAUUUUGUGGAGUUAAAAAGGUAAAUUGUCAUAUUUAUAUUUCAUGUCAUUUCUUUCAUAUUGCAAAUGCAAACUUGUUUUUAUGAAGUAGCUCUGCAUAGAAUGGUGUUUUAUCAUUUGGAAGUUGGAACUUUGGAUGAUGAAGCUUGUUUGGAAAUUCUUUUAGAAUCAUUGAUUUUUCGACGUGGAUGAUAA
Molecule: messenger RNA, 1889 nt
Organism: Cucurbita pepo subsp. pepo (vegetable marrow)
Lineage: Eukaryota; Viridiplantae; Streptophyta; Magnoliopsida; Cucurbitales; Cucurbitaceae
Biological process (GO): DNA-templated transcription
Molecular function (GO): DNA binding
Source: RefSeq, a predicted model, not a curated record